This is a messenger RNA of Arachis duranensis, 1293 nucleotides long. RefSeq lists its product as uncharacterized. The transcript is spliced from 3 exons. NCBI's taxonomy places the organism in Eukaryota, Viridiplantae, Streptophyta, Magnoliopsida, Fabales, Fabaceae. The record is from RefSeq and is a predicted model, not a curated record. The coding region runs from base 1 to 1293 and encodes 430 amino acids.
AUGAGUUUGUCAGAUUUGAAGAACAGCAUCUUGGAGAAGCUUGGCGUGUUGGGUAGCAAGUGGGUGAAGAAACUAUUCUACAAGAUUCCCAUGGCGGUUGUCUCGACCGGUGUUCAGUAUGAAACCUUUGCAGUUAAGGCUGAUGAAGAUAUUAGGGUUUUGUUCUACUGUGUAAGGAGUUUUUCGGAGAUCAGAAUCCAUGAGUUGUUCGCGAAGUUGGAGGUUGGUGUCGAUAGUUCUAGGGCAUCCGCUCCAGUUCCUAGCCCAACUGCCGCAGUUCAAUCACCUUCGUUUGCGGCUGAUUUAGACCGAACGGAGGUUGUUGGUUCUGUACCUUUGGAGAAUGCAGCAGUCAUUGAGCCUCCCCACGUUGUGGGCACCGGUGGUGGCCUGGUACCUUAUAUCGAAGACUUUGGUGGACCUGAUCAAGUAGAGAAUGCAAUGCGUGACGAUGAGUCUGACCAGGAGCCUGUUGAUAUCGUUGGUGACAGCGACAAUGACACAGGUGGCGAUCCACAUGCGCAGCAUCGGCCUUCAAGUUCUGGUUCUCAUCAGUACCCUCCACACUUCUCCACACUAAACUUGGAUGCUCUUAGUCAACAGGAAGACGGUAGUAACACAUUGAGGGGAUCUUCUACAGAAUUUCAGAUUGGGCAAUCAUUCCAGAGUAAAGAUGAAGCUGUGCUGAGUGUCAAGGACUAUAGCAUCCGGCGAGGUGUUGAGUACAGAGUCAUCGAAUCAGAUCAUUUGAAGUAUCAUGGAAAAUGCAAGGAAUUCGACAAGGGUUGUAGUUGGUUGAUUCGUGUAGCGCUUCGUGCACGAAAGGGCACUUGGGAGGUUAGGAGGUACAACGGGUCACACACAUGCCUCGCAACUUCUAUUUCAAGUGAUCACCGUCAGCUGGAUUACCACGUUAUCUGUGCGAGGAUUCUUCCUAUGGUUAGGGCAGAUGCUGCGGUUACGGUAAAGGUAUUUCAACAAGCGACAGAAGCCGAUUACGGUUUCAGGCCUAGUUACAGGAAGGUUUGGAUGGCUAAGCAGAAGGCAGUGGCACAAAUAUAUGGAGAUUGGGAAGAGUCUUACGCGGAGUUGCCACGUUGGAUGCUAAGGGUCCAGGCGACAAUGCCGGGAACAAUCACGGUGCUGAAGACGUCUCCUGUUCGGAUUGGUGGUGGGGUUGAUGAGUCCACGGUGUACUUUCACCGGCUUUUCUGGACAUUUCCACCCUGUAUCGAGGCAUUCCGGCAUUGCAAGCCCAUCCUCAGGACGGGAACUCGAACAUCGUCCCGAUAG